AUGGGCAAAUCCGGCACAACCGGCCUGAAAUGGCUUCUAUCGUCUCUUUUACUCUCUUCUCAGGCACACGGAUUCUACAUUCCGGGUUGGUCUAUCAAGAGUUACAAAGACAACGAGCAAAUUCCGCUGCUGGUCAACAAGGUCUACUCGGACAAUACCCAAUUGCAAUAUGCCUAUUACGGUCUGCCCUUCGUCUGCCCUCCGACGGGCAAGAAAUCCGCCGGAGGGCUCUUGAGUGGACAGAGCAUAUCAUUGAACCUGGGCGAGGUUCUUCGUGGCGAUCGCAUCAUCACUUCGGAUAUGGAUUUAAUCAUGGGACAGGACAAGGAAUGCAGUUUCCUGUGUAAUCAAGAGGUGAAUCGGAAGGAUCUCCGACGAGCCAAAGAGAUGGUCAAAAACGGCUACGUGGUGGAAUGGAUUGUGGACAAUCUUCCCGGAGCCACCAGUUUCGUCACGGUCGACAAAUCACGAAAGUACUAUGCCGCCGGUUUCAAGCUGGGCUUCACGGAUUACUCGUCAAGCACGGGAAAGCCACGGUACUUCCUCAAUAACCACCAUACAAUCGUCGUCCGCUGGCGCAAAGCCCCUGGCCGAGCUGGCGCCAAGGGUGGCAAGGUGGUAGUGGGUUUCGAAGUCUACACGAAGAGCAUUGGUCCUAGUAAUAAGCGCGAGAACGGCUGCCCCGUGGAUCUACAUGAUGUGGACGAAAAUUUCGCACUCUACCUAGCGCCAAACAAGACCACGGACCUCACAAUCCAAUAUCCUCACUCCUCCUACUAUCCCGAGGAUUUGGAAGAGGUCGAUGACGACGACGCCACUCUCACCAUCCCAUACACCUAUUCAGUUUACUUCCGAGAGGACGAUUCUAUUGAGUGGAGCCGCCGGUGGGAUCUGUAUUUUGUUAACCAGGAAGAGGGUUCCAAGAUUCACUGGUUGGCCAUUGUCAACUCUUUGAUAAUCUGUGGUCUAUUGACGGGCAUCGUUCUCAUGAUCCUAGCCAAGACUAUCAGAACUGAUAUCAAGAGUUAUAAGGAAGGCAUUGUUGAAGAUGGAAAGUUGCGAAUCAAACGCAAAAGAAAGCCCGGUAUCCGCAGUCCCAAGUUCGCCGAGAAGUCCUCAGGCCUUGGCCUUCUGGAGCAGCAGGGCGAGGCUGAUAACGAUGCCGAUACUUCGUCCGACGAGGAGGCUCUUGAGGACGUUACCGGUUGGAAAUUGCUUCACGCCGAUGUCUUUAGAAAGCCGGAGUAUGGCUACCUGCUGGCCCCCUUGGUCGGGUCAGGCAUGCAACUAUUAUUCAUGGCUUUUGGCCUGGUUCUUCUUAGCGCCAUUGGCAUUUUGAACCCCAGCUUCCGUGGCGGUUUCAUCAGUGCCGGCGUCGGACUUUUCGUCUUCGCCGGCCUCUUCUCUGGCUACUUCUCGGCGAGGGUAUACAAGACGUUUGAUGGACAGGACUUCCGCAAGAACGCUUUCCUCACCGCGGCCCUCUUCCCUGGUCUCAUGUUCGGUCUGAUCUUCAUUCUCAACCUCUUUGUCUGGGCACAAGCUUCCAGCACAGCCAUUCCAUUUGGCACGUUGAUCGGCAUAGUUCUGCUCUGGCUGUGCAUCCAGGUUCCCCUAGUGUACAUUGGUUCCUGGUAUGGCUUUGUGAAAACCGGCAUUUGGGAAGACCCCACCAAAACCAGUAACGUUCCCCGACAGGUUCCGCGGCAAGCGUGGUACAUCCAGAGCCUGCAGUCGAUCCUGCUCGCUGGGCUCAUCCCCUUUGCCGUCAUCUUCAUCGAGCUCUUAUUCGUCUUCCAGUCGGUGUGGCAAGACAAGAGCGGAUACUACUACGUUUUCGGAUUCUUGGCCGUGGUGUCGGUCAUCCUUAUAUUAACCAUUGCCGAGGUCACCGUCGUGACUGUCUACAUCCAGCUCUGCUCCGAGAACUACCACUGGUGGUGGCAGUCCUUCUUCGUUGGCGGCGGCAGCGCCGUCUGGGUUUUUCUCUAUUGUGUUUGGUACUACUUUGUGAAACUGCACAUAUCCGGGUUCGUGAGCUCGAUGCUCUUCUUCAGCUACAGCUUCAUGGCGUGUUGUGUAUAUGGGCUUUUGACGGGCACCGUGGGGUUUUUGACGGCGUAUGCUUUUGUUAGGAGGAUAUAUGGGUACGUUUAUUGUCUUUCCUUCAUCACAUAUCUUUCUCGUGAGUUUUGA
Messenger RNA from Pseudomassariella vexata, 2196 nucleotides. RefSeq names its product putative multispanning membrane protein. Gene Ontology annotation, biological process: protein localization to membrane; vacuolar transport. The transcript is spliced from 2 exons. The coding region runs from base 1 to 2196 and encodes 731 amino acids. NCBI's taxonomy places the organism in Eukaryota, Fungi, Ascomycota, Sordariomycetes, Amphisphaeriales, Pseudomassariaceae. The record is from RefSeq and is a predicted model, not a curated record. Gene Ontology annotation, cellular component: Golgi apparatus; membrane.